AUGCAGUCACACGGAUCCGGUGAGGACAAUGGAGCCGCCGUCUCCCAAAACACCACCACCACAGUCGUUUCCUCGAUGGGCGGAUCGUUCGACUACCAAUUCACUCUACCACCCCGCUUCACCACCAUGGGUCCGAUCGGAAUCGGAGUACAGGGAGCCGUAUGUGCCGCCAUUGAUUUGCAAACGGGCCGACGGUUGGCGGUGAAGAAACUCUCACAACCAUUCCGGGACUUGACGUUCGCCAAACGGGCGUAUCGCGAGAUUAAGCUGAUGCGAUUAGUCGAUCACCCAAACAUUAUAAAGCUUCUCUACGCGUAUACGCCCCAGACCACGCUAGAAUCGUUCCGUGACGUGUACAUCUUCACCGAGUUGAUGGACAGCAGCCUGAGGAACGUGGUCGGCAUCAGUAUAGGUCACGAUCGUAUCUCCUUCCUUGUCUACCAGAUGCUGUGCGGCAUCAAGUACUUACAUGCGGCCGGCAUUAUCCAUCGCGACCUAAAGCCCUCCAACAUUGUCGUGUGCAAGGACUGCACGCUCAAGAUACUGGACUUUGGGCUGGCCCGCAGCGUCCAGACGAGCUUCACCAUGACGCAGUACGUCGUGACGCGCCACUACCGAGCGCCCGAGAUCAUCCUCAACAUGGAGUACGACACGAAGGUGGACAUCUGGUCGAUCGGAUGCAUCAUGGCCGAGCUGAUCACGGGCUCCGUGCUGUUCCCCGGCACCGAUCACGUCGACCAGUGGAUGCGCAUCGUCGACACGCUCGGUACACCGCGCGCCGAGUUCAUUGCCCGCACCACCCCCGGCACCCAGCGGUACAUUAACAAUCAGCCGAAGCAGGAGGGAAAACCGUUCGAGGUCCUGUUCCCGGACGACGCGUUCGAUGGAACGCCCACGAACUAUCCGCAGCUAACGAACGAGCUAGCGAGAGACUUUCUCCGGCGGAUGCUCGCGUUCGACCCGAUGGAACGGAUAUCGGUCGACGAGGCCCUGUUCCAUCCGUACAUCCACCUGUGGUACUCCGAGAAGGACGUUAACCGACCCGCCCCGGCCCCAUACGAUCAUUCCAUAGACGCCCAGAAUCUCACCGUCCAGCAGUGGAAAGCGCUCCUGUACGAGGAGAUACAGGACAUCCAGCGAACGAUGACUCUGGACGACGAACCAUCGCCAAGUGCAACAUUGGAUCCUGCGGGAGAGGAGGGACGGUGAGCCCGGAAGAAUAACCGGUGCGCCAUAUUUGUGUUUCCUUUUGAGGCUGUCUAAGCUAUUUAGUGUUAAAUUUAGGUAGGAUUAUGUUAGGAAGUAAAAAAGGCAAACCGAGCAGGUAAGGAUGUUAAUUGUUGAAUUCAAAACAUCUUUCGCUCGCUCGAUCUCGAUUUAUGGUAGCACUAAAUGAGGUCCUCCUGCAGACUGUUGCUUGGGUGAGAAUCACACGGAAA
Messenger RNA from Anopheles coustani, 1439 nucleotides. Its product is annotated as stress-activated protein kinase JNK-like. Gene Ontology annotation, molecular function: ATP binding; JUN kinase activity. The record is from RefSeq and is a predicted model, not a curated record. Lineage: Eukaryota; Metazoa; Arthropoda; Insecta; Diptera; Culicidae. Gene Ontology annotation, cellular component: cytoplasm; nucleus. The transcript has 3 exons. The coding region runs from base 1 to 1209 and encodes 402 amino acids. Gene Ontology annotation, biological process: protein phosphorylation; JNK cascade.